Molecule: messenger RNA, 2237 nt
Organism: Ochlerotatus camptorhynchus
Lineage: Eukaryota; Metazoa; Arthropoda; Insecta; Diptera; Culicidae
Gene: Nadk2
Product: NAD kinase 2, mitochondrial
Exons: 4
Coding region: 729-1964 (411 amino acids)
Biological process (GO): NAD+ metabolic process
Cellular component (GO): mitochondrion
Molecular function (GO): NAD+ kinase activity
Source: RefSeq, a predicted model, not a curated record
AUCUCGAUAAUGCUGGCGACAAUCUCUAGUUAAUGGUUUUAUGUUGGUUUUUGUAACAAGAAAUUGGUCCGUGUUAAAGGAUUUUCCCAUUUUUAUCCAUGUCCAUUUGCCGGCUUCAUCCUUCGAUUGGUAAGGCAAAAACAAACCAUAACACUCACACCCGUUGUCACAAGUUACAACACAACAACCCCGAUAGAAACACCCACAAGAGAAGCGAUCCGUGAGCCACCGUGCUUGGCGGUAGUGUGGUGAAGAAGGUAGUGAUAAGGGAACGGGCGAACCAAAGCGAUCGGCCUAGCACCAAGACGUCCAUCCAAUCGACCAAGUUCAGUCAGUCUGGUUAUGUUGUUCAUCGCGCUCGGAUUGUCGGUCUUCAGCACAGCGUAGUUGAAUCGCGGAAUCGAGAAGAGAAGAAAAAGUCCUUAUCAGUAGUUAAUAAUAAUAAUUGUUGCCUAUUCCUGUGCCUUCGUUGUUGGCCGUAAAUAUUCCACGGAGAAUGUAAUCUAAUCUUCGUCAGCAACGACUUUUCGUUUGAGAGCUGAAUCUUAUCGUACCUCUACCGUGUGUAGUUCAAUCUGAGUGAUAUUGUGCCGCUGAUAUUUUCGUGUGGUGAAAUAAUUUUCCUAACAUCCUCUGAGGUUGGAUGUUCGUGGAAUAGAUCUCCGGAACGAGCACUGAGAAGACUGACCAGCGGAUAAAGAUAGACAUUUCAUGCGUCUGUGUUCCCGAUGUUUAAAGCAACUCACUUAGGACGAACAUUCGCAGGUUGCAAAAAUGUACUCCAAGGUGUCAUAACAUUGCGCACGUUCGGAACGAACCCAAAGGCAAAGCUACGAAAAGUGCUGGUCGUUUCCAAACUAACGCGGCUAGAAUUCGAGAAAACGCGCGACCAAGCCCUCAGCGAUGAAAGGUUGGAGCACAAAAUUCGCAAUCGUGGUUCCGACUACGAUGCGAUGAAAUACUACCACCACCUGCACAAGGAUGUGGAGGCCGAGGUUGUGAAAUCGUUCCGAGAGCAAGGAAUUGAAGUGAAGGUGGUCAAUCGGCUAACGAUCAACAAGCAUUUGUUGCGAUGGGCCGAUAUGCUGGUACCGGUUGGGGGCGAUGGGACGUUCCUGUUGGCAGCCGGACGAGCAAGUCCGUUCAUAUUGAACGGACCGAACAAGAUGCCCGUGGUGGGAUUCAAUUCCGAUCCCAGGAGAUCUGAGGGAAGGCUUAUGCUGCCCAAGCACUAUUCCAGCAAUGUCGAGGAGGCGGUCAAACGAAUCAUAGCCGGCGAAUUCAAUUGGAUGCACCGAUCGCGAAUCAGAAUCACUCUGAUAGGAGCAACGACGACGGAACGGCCACCACCGAUCGAUCUACACGAAUACAAUGUAGCACAAGUUGAACACAAGGAAGUGACCAAUGGUUCCGAGGAAGGCAGCAACAAUAGAAUUCUACCGUAUUUAGCGUUGAACGAGGUCUUCAUCGGGGAAAUGCUAUCGGCGCGGGUGUCCCAUCUGCACCUGCGGAUCGACAAAUCGGACGUGGUUACGAAAACCAAGAGUUCCGGGUUGUGCGUCAGUACAGGCACCGGAUCCACAUCGUGGCUGACGAGUAUGAACCGCCUUUCGACGAACAACGUAAAGGACCUCAUCGAAAUCAUCAAACGACGAUCGCAGUCGAGUUCCCUGAACGGAAUCGACCCGGCAGCGGUGUCCGAGGAGUACAAUCAGAAUCUGGUCUACCCACCGGACGACCCACGGCUGUGCUACUCGAUUCGGGAGCAGAUCUGUGUUGGGGUUUGGCCCAAUCCCAAAGGACUGGAAUCGAGGGGUUUCGCCAAGCAGAUUACGGUUAAGUCUAGGUGCAUUGAUGCAAGCUUAGUGAUAGAUGGCAGUAUUGCGUACAAUUUUAACGACGGAGCAAAGGCGCUACUCGAGGUUCACCCGGAAGACGCACUGCUGACCAUUGACAUGAAGUGAAAUUAUGAUACAUCAAUUUUUUUUUAGAGUAUGACUUUAGAAAGUGCAACUAUUAGGCUGGUGAGGUAUACAACAGAUGCAAUUCAUGUUUUUAGUCGGCUUUUGGUAUUUGAAAGUCAAAAACAAAAAAAGUUUUCAUUCUGAUAUCCUUCUCGUUAUCAUUAUUAUCAUCAUGUUUUAAGUUAUUGUUAGCGUAAUUUACAGUGAAAGAUCAUGCAUUUAUUUAUCACCCAAACAAACGAAAGUGCUGAAAAUAAACACCAUUGAUUGUGA